AUGACACCACCACCACCACCACCACCACCAAUCGAAGACCACCCCGACAAUGUCGGCACCUCUGCGGCUCCGGCCAGCAGCGAGGCUUCGGCCUCAAAUACUAACCACCACCACCACGCCGCGGCCAGAACCGGCCACCAAGAACAGAAGGCUAACGCCUUCACCACAGACAACCGCGCACCAUCCUCUGGUGCUUUUGGGGACGAUUACAUCCCGUUCCCAAGCGAUGACGACGGCAACGACGGCAACGACGGCAACGACGGCAACGACUGGAAUGCCGUUGAGGCGUCCCAGGGACGCUCCAUCAGUCAUGCCGGUAAGUGUACUCAAGGGACGAAGACGCCAUGGAUAAAGGGGGCGUGAGAUGUGGGAGUGAGUGGUGUGGAGGAUGAUCACGGGUGGAUGAUGAUGGCGGAGGAGGAGAGGGGUAUAAAUUCUUGUAUAAUAAUUCAUGGCAAUGUAUAGUACUACUACUCGAGACAAAAAUAGAAC
This is a messenger RNA of Periconia digitata, 492 nucleotides long. Lineage: Eukaryota; Fungi; Ascomycota; Dothideomycetes; Pleosporales; Periconiaceae. The record is from the annotation of a GenBank genome assembly.